Xyrichtys novacula (pearly razorfish) is the source of this 10578-nucleotide messenger RNA. Lineage: Eukaryota; Metazoa; Chordata; Actinopteri; Labriformes; Labridae. The record is from the annotation of a GenBank genome assembly.
AGUUGGACGCCCCUGCUUAUUUCAGCAAGACAAUGCCAAGCCACAUUCUGCACGUGUUACAACAGCAUCGCUUUGUAGUGAAAGAGUGUGGGUACUCGACUGGCCUGCCUGCAGUCCAGACCUGUCUCCCAUUGAAAAUGUGUGGCGCAUUAUGAAGCGUAAAAUACGACAACGGAGACCCCGGACUGUUGAACAACUGAAACGGUACAUCAAGCAAGAAUGGGAAAGAAUUCCACCUUCAAAUCUUCAACAAUUAGUCUCCUCAGUUCCCAAACAUUCAUUGAGUGUUGUUAAAAGGAAAGGUGAUGUAACACAGUGGUAAACAUGCCCCUGUCCCAACUACUUUGGCACGUGUCGCAGCCAUGAAAUUCAGAGUUAAUUAUUAUUGCCAAAAAAAAAAAAGAAGUUUAUGAGUUUGAACAUUAAAUAUCUCAUCUUUGUAGUAGUGUAUUUAAUUAAAUAUAGGUUGAAAAGGAUUUGCAAAUCAUUGUAUUCUGUUUUUAUUUACGUUUAUCACAAUUUCCCAACUUCAAUGGAAUUGGGUUUUGUAAUAUUACUAAUAGGAUUAUUGUGUCAAGUGAUUUUGAUGCUGGACCUAUUUAGGCUAUGGUAAUUUUGCAGCGUGUUUUGUCAGCGUUGCACAAGAUUGUUAUGAGGAGCCAAAAAUAGGGACUUUACAGACAGUAACCAAAACUGAAGGCUGAAAAUGCAGCAAACAAAAUUAUCUUAGAACAAAGUUGAACAUUGAUUCCAAGGAAAUUAUUUUAAAAAAUCGGACUGAAUUAUCAUAAAACAAGGAUUAUUAUUUGACAUUUUCAGUCAGUGUUGCUUAAAUCAAGGAUAAUAUUAAAUAUCAGAUUUAAAAUGAGAAAUUUACCCUCUCACAUUUGCCUUCAUUGCAGUGUAGAGAUUAUCUAAUCAGCUGUCUGCUUGCACACAAAGAUAUUCAGUCACUUUAGUACAUGUAAUCAGUCAUUUUCACCUCUGAUGUAUAACCUCGCGUUAAAAGGGCAUUUACUGACAGCUUUGGUUCAUUCGCACAAUUGCAAGAGAGUAGCUAAAAUUUUAGUACCUUUUAAGCAGCACACAUGGUGCAGAAAGUUAAAAAAAUCGUGCCAACAUCAUUGUUUUGACCCCUAGAUGGCAACCUUUAGACUGACGUGGCUUCUUGCAUCCACGUGUCAAUUGUAAAAUUAUGUACACUACCGUUUCCGGGUUCUUGUUAAAUUUUAUUUAACAAUAUCAUUUCUAAUAAAGCUAAUGGUUUUUACAGAAAAAUAGGAUCAAAAGAAAACUCAUAUUAGUUGAAAUUCAAAAAAAGUGUAAUACGGUCUGAAAAUGAGAAAGAGCAGUUACACGAAUGCUUUUCAAAUAACUUUACGUUUGAGGAAAAGUCAUCUUAUUUUGAAAGAACUACCGGAUGUAUAUAUUGUUCAGCCGUCAGCUUGACUCAGCUCAUCCUCUCCGUGGCAUCCCUGCUUCUGACAGGAUCUUAAAUGUACGACUCAAACCUGCGGCACCGAUUGAGGAUUUCUAGGCCCGUUUCCCAUCAAUGAAACAUCUAAAUAUGAGGAUCAACAGAUAAAAAGAAAAAGAAACACCUGGUAAAGGUUGGUGAGGUUUCUGGGACUGUUUUUCGUACAACGCGGAAAUUAGCCAGAUGUCUGUCUUGACAGAUGUUGCUAGCUAGCUUAGCUCAGCAUGCUAACAUCUUCUUUCUUGCACUCAGGUACUUUACUUGUUUAAGCUUGUUUGUCUUGUUUUGUGUUUUAAGAGAGGUUUAAUAACGUACAUUCACUGUUGUUUCGACAAAAUCACAUAUAAUGUUGUACCCAGUGAAAUGUUAUGAAACAGAGGAGAGAGGCACAGGUGAGGCACGUUGGCCUGUGUCAGGUUUCAGGCAGAGCUGCAAGGUUGACAGAGGAGUAUUUUAUAUAACCUUUAACUAUAUUCACAAAGAUAUGCUCUCAGUCUGAAGCAGUGAGGAUACGCUGUAGGUCUUGAGUCGACUCUCUUCAUGUUGCUGUUGUCUCAGGUACAUUUUCCUCUCAUUCAAAGACAGGUGAAAUAUAAGGACAAGGGUCAGAAACCACUGCUGAUGUGUGAAUGUAAAGCUCACUGAGUUUUACACUAAACCAUGAUUUCAAACCGAAGGGUGUCAUUUUCCAUCUUCUCUUAAACCUACAUAAAUGUGCCUUUGAAGCUCAUUAUUUAUCCUUAAUUUAAUUACUUAAUUGUGUUCGAGUAAGAGAGAAGAUAAGUCAACAUGCCAUUUACACAAUGUCCAAUAAAUGUUCUCAAAGCUCAAUAGCAGCAAGGAACAUUAACACACUUAACUCAACAAUACACCGAGAUUAAAAGUAAAAUAAGAUCAGAUUAACUUUAAUGCUGAACAUUUUGUUGUAAUGGAUAUUACCCUGGAGGCUCAGGAAACUCUUAAGUAUCUCUAAGACUCUUAAUGAAAAUGCACAAAGGGAUUGAUAGAAAAGAAAGCCUGUUUCUGCCCUCAUUUGACUUCUUUAAUCUCACAAGUAUCAGGAUUUUUUCUGCAAAGCCCAGUAUCCUGAGAGCCCUGCGCUGCAGGUUUGUGAUCUACAUAUUAAAUCCUGUCUCAGAAACUUGACGAUCAGGAAGCUGUCAGUCGAGUGUGACCUGAAAGAGGUUCCACAAGUCAGAUCAAUGUUUACAACUUUUUGGGUGUGGAGGGAAUUUAAAGUGACUCAGCUGCUGAGAGCCAGUAGAAACGCAUUAUGAUGUUUGUCAGAUUAUCCAUCAGGAGGAUUACAGAAAACAGAUGUUUGUGAUGUUUAUUGAAUGUGAGUAUUUCCGGCUUUUUUUACAUAAACACUUGAAGAUCCUCUCUAACUCACUGAGGGCAUCAGAACUAUGAAUGAACACAUGUGGAAUCAUGUGCUUAAGAAAAAAGUGUGAAAUAACUGAAAACAUGGUUUAUAUUUUAGAUUCCUCAAAGUAGCCACCCUUUGCUUUUUUGAAAGCGCUGCAAACUUUUGCUGUUCUCUCAAUGAGCUUCAUGAGGUAGUCACCUGAAAUGGUUUUUACUUCACAGGUGUGCCUUAUCAGGGUUACUUCAUGACACUAAGUACUUCUGUCAUCAAUUGUCAUGUCAUCUGUCAUCUAUUUUAAAGAAAUUAGAAUAUAAAACAUGUCUUCAGUUAUUUCACACCUUUUUUAUAAGUACAAAAUUCCAUGUGUUCAUAGUUUUGAUGCCUUUAGUGAUAAUCAACAAUGUAAAUAGUCAUAUAAAAAAAUAAAGAAAAGACAUUGAAUAAGAAGGUGUGUCCAAACUUUUGGCCUGUACUGUAUAAAAUGAGAGUUCACCAUUCAUCACAUACUAUGUCGUAUGUUGUGUUUACUUUAACCCCUCAAAGGAAUGUCACUUAUGAACUUCCUCAUCUGUGUUUUCUAUCUAGUCCCAGUUGAGUUCAGUAAAGAUGGAGUGACAAUGUUUGCUGUUGACUGAAUUCCACUCCGAGAAAAUCAAAAUGAAGAGAAGGCUGCUUCGUGGCUUCCUGUCGGAAGUUUCCAUCAGGAUGGCGCUAUUGGUGGUGUUCCUGUAAGUUUGACUCAUUUCCAUCAUUGCUUUGUGGAUCCAUAACAGAUAAGGCUAGCUAAGGCUAACAGCACCUGCUCUUUGUUCAUGUAGCAUAACAGAGCAGCUUCCGCCUUUCUUCCGUGAGAUCCAACCAGAAGAGAUGUGGUUGUAUAAAUUCCAUCGUGUGGAGAGAGACCACGUCCCAACCUCUCUUAUGUUUGUAAGUAAUAUUUCUGCAUUUCUGAUCACAAAGAAACAAGGGGAGUGCACUUUUCUAGAUUUACAAUUAUUUCUAAGGUUGUCGUGGAUUAAAAUUGCUAUUCUUAUCUUUUUGUAUGCUUAUUUUAGAGUGUGGCGGUUUUCACCCCACUGAUAGUAAUCCUUGUCUUCACCUCCAUGAAGAGGACAGAGAGAGGAGAUCUGAAGGAGGCCACACUUGGUAAGGAAGCUUCAAGCAAACGAUCAGUUCUUCAAUUUGAUUCAAUUAUGUCAGUUACUUAAAAUAGUUUAUUUAUUUGUUUUUUCUCUCCAGCUGUGACUCUGACCCUGGUGCUAAACGGCGUUUUCACAAAUGUCAUCAAACUCGUUGUUGGCAGGUAAAAAUGAAUCACAACAUACCGCGACAAUGUAAGCCAGUGUUCCAGCAGCUAAAAGCUUCAGUUAAUUACAUCUACAUUGUGUUUGUCUCUGCCCCCAGGCCGAGGCCAGACUUCUUCUAUCGCUGUUUCCCAGAUGGUCAGAUGAACCUGGAGUUGCGCUGCAGCGGUGACCCAGAUGUGGUCAUAGAGGGCCGGAAGAGCUUUCCAAGCGGACACUCUUCCUGUAAGAGCUUUUUAUGCUUGUUUUUGCAGCAUUUUCUCAAGUUGGCAACAAGGAAAGAGAAAUAAAAGCACAAAGUGAGGGCACAAAAUGUCACUAGAAAUAGUUGUUUAAGUGUACUCUACGUGAAGGCUCUUAUGUUCGAUGUAAAAGAAGAGAUCACCCCUCUUUACUCCAUUAUGUUUUGUUGUUUUCUCUUCAAGGUCUCUCUGUUUCUGGAUGAAAUGAUCUGUGGUUCUGAACACCCUGUCUCUCCUUUCUCUCUGGUUACAGUUGCCUUUGCCGGUUUGGGUUUCACAGCCCUGUACAUAGCAGGGAAACUGCGUUGCUUCAAUGCAGCAGGUCAAGGCAGAGCAUGGCGGCUGUGUGCCUUCCUCACCCCUUUACUCAUCGCAACAGUGAUCGCCCUUUCCAGAACCUGUGACUACAAACACCAUUGGCAAGGUCAGAGUCACAGAAAUGUCUGAAACGCUUCAAUGAAAUAAGUAGAAAUGACAUCUGUGACACAAAGCAGGGGAGGAUUCAGAAGGAAAAUAACAAUCAGAUAUUGAGACUGAAUUACUGUUUUAUUUAAUUUUACUGUUUAAGCAGCGUUUUAAAAAAUCUGGCAUCAUUCUGUUUUGGAAAGAGUGGAUUAUUUUCCUCAUGGUCAUUCGUAGUUAAGGGCAACCUACAUCUGUAUCACCAGUUUGGUUUAGCUCGGUUUGGUACCAUGAACCCUGCUUUUGCUUGAGUUUCUAUUGCCAGUUAUACCCUUACUUAGAAAGCGGAGUUAUCAGCGGUGUAGGAUGGUGACUGCUUCAUCAGCUUCAUCUCUUUAGGCCUAAAGCCAGUAAACUACUUACCCGAGGGUUCUUAAUGGGUAGAAUUGCAGCAGAUAAGAACACAUUAAAACCUGUGGUCCAUAUCCUGCAUGUUUCAGGCCACUCUGACUGAGAAACAUAGGAAUAAAAUUCAAAGAGUAAUUCAUCGUGUAACUUCCUCUCUUUGUAAGAAUAUGCCUGUACUUCAUACGGGGAUCGUUAGAUUUACAUUAACAAAGAAUGAGAACAAAGUAGGGUGUUUGAUGGUUCGUUUCCCUUAACCUUGUAUUUGUAUCCACAUUGGUCUCAGAUUUAUGGAGCCUCGCGGUACUUAAGGCAGCUGAGGAAGUCAUUUUGUAGUCACAUUUCACACAACACUGAGCCCUGCACCUUCAGAACCACUCUGCUGUCUGCUUUCAGGCUCACUACCUCUACCUCCCCAUCAUCCCUGUGUUUCUGUAUUUAAUUUUACAUGAGUUUAAAUAUUUCAGUGUCUGUUCAUGCUGAUAUAUGUCAGUUUCUCAGGCAGCCCCAAUAGCAGAGCCUUGUUUGUUCCCCUUGGUCUUUAAGUGGAAUAAAAGAACAAAAAUACCCCACAGGAUGUUCUCCUAGGAUGGGUUUUGUAAAGAAUGUAGGGGCACUAAACAUAUCUAGUUUAAAUAGUGAACUUUUUUUGUGCAUGCAGAAGAACAAAGCAGAGGGCUGAACAUUUUUCAGUGUUAGCAAGAAAUGUGAUUUUCUUUUUGUUCAUAUAGUGUUUGGAAAUUGUAGCAUUACAAAGCAUAGUGUUGCAGUAUUACUUAAUUAUGGUUAAUGAUAUUUUCAUACUGACCAUUUUAUGUGUGCUCUUUCCUUCUUCUUGUAGAUGUGCUGGUGGGUUCACUUCUGGGCAUGGGCUUCGCCUGGCUGUGUUACAGACAGCACUACCCUCCUCUUCAGGACCCUGACUGCCACAGGCCCGUGCGUCACAGAGACACUGUUCCCGCUGCACAGGAGCGCAAACUGGCCAACUCCAACUACAUCCUGCCCCUGUAGAAGAGCUCCAACUGGAUUAUACUGGUGUCAUUUAUACUGGGUUACAUGCUAAUUCUUCUAGGCCUGGUUUUCCUACCCUUGGAGGUGGGCAGUCCUUGAUAUUUAUUGUUUUAUUGUCAAUCUUUGUAAAUGUAUCGUGGGAUAGGCUUUUUUUUUCCGCAGGAAACUGACACUUGGGAUAACUUCGUAACAAGACUUUGUUCCUCUAAAUGGUUUUUGAAACACUUGAGAAUUGCUGUGAAUAUCCACUCCAGUGCAACAGUCCAAAGCAGUGAGACAUAAACAACCUGAAGUUUUGUUUUGAGCCCAAAUAGAUACAAUUGCACACAAAAUGUAUGCAUACAGCCCAGUCCUGCGCAUCCUUUGUAUUGUGCCUAUGAAUACUCUAAAUACUCACAACAGCUGAACAAAAGAACUACAAGAGCACUGCACCGAUUAUCCACUGCCCAUUUCUCUGGCUCUGCCGCUGAAAAAGUUCCUCAUGUAAGCGUCACAAUCUUUUUUUUUUACACAGAUUUCACAUGUGUGUACUGUUGGAUAUUUGGGUGUGGAAGUUUGCUAGCUUAUGACUUUUGGAGUUCAAAAAGGGUCAUGUAACACUUUACACAAUUUUGUGGUCAUUAUUGCCUGUUAUCAUGAAUAAUGGCACUGAACACUGAAUGGUUGCAGCUUCUGAAAUAAGUUUAGUUAAGGGAAUGAACAAGUUUGGGACUGUUACUAAUGAAUCAAUGAAUAUAGAAAAUUAAGGCAGAAGAUGAAAUAAUCAUGGUUAGAAAGAUGACUAGCUGCAGCCAAAGCUUUUGAAGGUCCACUUUUUAAUUCUUCUUUAUUUCACAUAUGUACAGUACAUGUGCACAGUGUACUUCGGUAUUUUCAUGGUUGCAUGAUGCCACUCACUGAAAAAGACUGAGAUAAUGUUCAAAUCAUAGGAAAGUGGACCAAGAUUGUGUGAACAGAUAGUUUGGUUCUGCAGAGCAGAUUCCUCUUUUCAGAUUGUUUUGGUGAAAAUCCUGGGAUGUGUUAGUCUUAGUAAGAUUACAGCUAGCUUUUGCAUGUUAUAAAUCUUAAUUAUUGUAAACAGAUUCAAUUCAAAGGUCGGAACCAACCAUGUAUUUUAUCAGCUAGCUUCUUCCACUUCCCUACCCUGUCUGUGACUCUUCUCUAAACCACUAAUAUCAUAUUUAUGUUGUACUCUAACAAGGUACCUGCUCAGUGGUGAUCAUGUGACUUCAAACACCAACCAACCACAUUUUCUUAUGCCACUCACCUUACACUUUGACACAGGAGACAGUGGUGUUGCUUUGAAAAGAAAAAGAAAUGCAAAAUAUACAAAGUACAAUGCUGUGAAUAUCCAGUAGAAAGGGUUUAUUGUUGAUUGUGUUUAUGAGUUUAUGACAAUAAUGAGAAAAAGCACUGGAUUUAUCCUUGAAGGAGAUGACUGUCACAGUAUUUACUGUUACCUCUGACUUAGGGAAACGUGUGUUUUAUUUCUUAAUGUGCAUCAACACAAGUCUGAAAGCACCAGCUUGGUUGCCUUUGAGUGUAAAGCAGGUAUGAAAACCACUAAAGACACAUCAUGUUUUUGAUCUCCACAGUUCCACUUGUUUCUUCAAAUCUUUCUGUCUUCCUCUGUUAUCUUUUGAAAGUUUCCAUCCACAGAAUGGAUUUGGAAAUCCACUCCUCAAUGUAAACGGCGUAAUGUAGCAUUUCCAUGUCUCCUCUCUUAAAUGAUCCGAGGCAGCACACCUGCUAAUCACAACUUCAAAUCUAACUGUACAGACUUAAAGGUUGAGUGUUUCAGUGGUCUCAGGCUUAUUGUAAGUCUGCUUUUAAUUACUGUUCAGAGAUAAGACUGUAUGUAACCUCUCCAGGUGAUGGUGCUAGCCUCCCAGUGCUCCUGCUGGUCAGGUUUUCUAUCCUGUUAAUACUUUUAUUGCUGAGUAAAGUCUGGUGGGUUAGAUUUUUUUGUUUUAUUAAAGACGGAGAACACUGCAGUCUGUGGUUGUUUUAUGUUUGUGGACUUUUGGUUUGUUUCUGUUGUCUUCUGUCUUUUGUAAAUACUUUUUAAUUGGGAAAAAAUAUGAUAAAUUUCACUCUGAUGUGACUGUUUUUGCAGGUCGAAACACAAAACAGACUAACCUCUUCUGUUUGUGUUUUCCUUUGGAACCAGCCAAAGUUUUGCAGGGUCAGAAAAAAGCACUUUUUGCUCAUCGCUGUGAUUCAGGCUUCAAUCAGCAGGAUCUCAGUGGUUUUAGACCAAACUUGGCAGAAAAAAUGAUGAAUUGUGCCUUUGUUUACAACAUAACUUUUGCUGUUCAGUAAUGAAUGAAGCAUAUACUGCAUGUUACAGUGAAUGUUCACUGACAUGUUGUGGAAACAAAUAAGUUAUUCAGUUUGCUUUCUUGCUUUGCAGUUUGUAGGAUUCAGUUGGGGUGGUACUACAUGAUGUUAAAAAAAUUGGCAUGCAGCCUUUCUUUACCUCAGAAAAUUAGUCUUUAAUUUAUUUUGGUAUUUUGGGGCUCAGUGGAUUAAAAUGUGAAGUUUUCAGAGUGGAAUCAUGUCAAAGAAAGAUCUCUUUUGCAGUUUAUUUUAAAUAAAUGUAAUUCAUGAAGGGAUUUUUGUGAUUUUGUACAGGUCUAAGUGUAUUUUUGAUUUUUGGGCAUGUAUGGGUUCACUUGACUUUUGAUUACAUGUGUUCUUUUUUCGUUAAUGUGAUGAUCUUAUGUCCUAAAAGUAGGAAGGCACCUGGGUUAAAACAAAAACAAAACAAAAACCAUUAGAGCCUGCUGCAUUUUGAUAUCAUUCCUGCAUGUGUCGCACAUCAAGAGCAACAAACUGUAUUUCCUUCCUAUCAAACCUGCCCAUUCCAGUCUUUUUAUUUAACGUACGAGUUACUGUAUCAGGUCUGCUUCAGAUCCACUGUCAUGAAAAGGGAUUAUGCUUAAAAAAAAACAUGCCUGUUUGCUUUAUUGAUGUCAUCAUGAUUUGCCUUGGCUUGUAGGAGCACAUAGCAGCAGUUCAUGCUGGUACAGUUUCCUGAUUGUACAUGUUGUGAUGCUUUUAAUGACUUUUUGUGACACUCGAUGUUUCUACAUAAUCUUACAAUAUAUGCUGCCCUUUGCAUAUUUCUCUGAGUCUGUUUUUUAUUUUAUUUAUCAGGUGUGUUUGAUGAUUGGAGGCCAACAGAAUGAAAUAAGUGUCAUACAGAUGUGUUCAUUAUUUGAUCACUCAGUUUGGAGAUGUAGCAACUGAAGUGUAGAGCAUUCAUUGUUGGAGCACAAGUUAAUUAUAUUUAAAACAAAAAUUGGUAACGGUUUGUGAUCCUUAUUAAUACCUCAAACAAUUAGCUUAAUGGUAAGAGUUUACACCCUGUAGAGAUGUAAUGCAGGGGACCAGGUGGGGGACAGAGGCAGGGUCGGAGUGGGUUGGAUAAAGAGCUUAUUCAGGAAAAGUUACCUUUUAUUGUUUUUAUCAUUGUUUGUUUAUACAAAUGGAAAUACUUAGUUUGUAUAAAUACAUCCCAGUAAGAAAGUUGUCUUAAAGUGCAACUUUUGUCCCAAAUUGUGGCACAGAAGUGACAGAAAAAGAGAAAAACCUUAAGUUAAUUAAUGGAAAAUAUAGACAAGUGACUUUCAGAGUGAUAUUAGAAUUCAUUAGGCAGAAAUCUCUGAAAAAAAAAACACCUAGUAGGGGAGAGUGGGGUAAGAUAAGCCAAUUUUUCAUAUUUCUUUUUUCAUAUUAGUGAUAUUUCAGAUCACUACAUCAAACCAACAGAAUGAGUGUAAACAUAACUGUCUUGAUAAUAUAGCAUGCCAAAAAAAGUGGUCUCCUAUGGUCAACUUACCCUGUGUAUGGGGUAAGUUGACCAUAGGAGUGGGGUAAGUUGAGCCGUAUCCCUACUACCCCCCAACUCUCCCCCCCAGCCCUCCCUCACCUUCUCUCUCCCUAAAUAACAGUCACUUCUUCACAUUCAUGUGUAUUUUUAUCUAUUAUACCUAUUCAACUGGUAGAAUAAUUAUUUUUAUUAUUAUUGCAUAAAACUGCUAAAAAGCUGUUUUGUAAAAAGUCAUUUUAACAUGAGAAUGUCUUUAAGUGAUUCAGAACAUUCACAGCUGUAUUCUUGAAAAGAAAAAGUAACACAUUUCAACAAUCUGAACUGAACCUCUGAUCCUCUCAUCAGACUUCUUUACUUUAUCAGUUGACCCACUGGCUCAACUUACCCCAGAACUAUGAUUAUGUUUUUAUUAGUCCUCUCAGCUAAAAUGGUGGACUUUAGUUCUAGGUUUUUUGACCUCAUGUUGUAGAAAAAAAAUUAAAAUGAUCUUUUUUGGUCUGAACACAAUUCUAAUAAAACUUAUGACAGACUAA